AACUGCAUGCAGGGAGGUUUCCUGGGAAAACACAAGGAGAGCUCAUCCUCGUCCUCAUCCUCACCUCCCACCCGCUUGCGGUGCUCGCUGUUAAAGAAGCGCUAAGGCGAUCCAAGCGCACCAGGGACGUGAACGCAGCGCGGUGCUCGGUCGCAGCUCUGAGUAGAAUUAAAACGGGGCUAAAUACAUCCGUCGAGGACCGUCCUCUCGGCCACGAUGGGGAACCGGGACAUGGAGGAUCUGAUCCCCCUGGUGAACCGCAUGCAGGAUGCCUUCUCCGCCAUCGGCCAGAACGCCAACCUGGAUCUGCCUCAGAUCGCCGUAGUGGGUGGACAGAGUGCCGGGAAGAGCUCGGUGCUGGAGAACUUUGUGGGAAAGGAUUUCCUUCCACGUGGUUCUGGUAUCGUGACCCGUCGUCCUUUGGUUCUGCAGUUGAUGAACUGUCCCACAGAGUACGCCGAGUUCCUCCACUGUAAGGGAAAAAAGUUUACAGACUUUGAUGAGGUUCGUCAGGAGAUCGAGGCUGAGACUGACCGCAUGACGGGCGCCAACAAGGGCAUCUCGCCCGUUCCUAUCAACCUACGCGUGUACUCCCCUCAUGUGCUCAACUUGACGCUGGUGGAUCUGCCUGGCAUGACCAAAGUACCUGUGGGCGACCAGCCAGCUGACAUUGAGACUCAGAUUCGGGACAUGCUGCUGCAAUUUGUCACCAAAGACAACUCCCUGAUGCUUGCUGUUUCGCCAGCCAACUCGGAUCUGGCCAACUCGGACGCUUUAAAGAUUGCCAAAGAGGUCGACCCGCAGGGUAUGAGAACCAUCGGCGUGAUCACCAAACUGGACCUCAUGGACGAGGGGACGGAUGCCAAGGACAUCCUGGAGAAUAAGCUGCUUCCGCUCAGAAGAGGCUACGUUGGUGUGGUCAACCGGAGCCAAAAGGACAUUGAUGGAAAGAAAGACAUCACCGCUGCCCUGAGCGCCGAGAGGAAGUUCUUUCUCUCUCACCCUGCUUACAGGCACCUGGCCGACCGCAUGGGCACAGCGUACUUGCAGAAAAUCCUGAACCAGCAACUCACCAACCACAUCCGGGACACGCUGCCAGCUCUGCGCGCCAAGCUACAGAGCCAGCUACUUUCCAUCGAAAAGGAGGUGGAGGAGUACAAGAACUUCAGGCCUGACGAUCCGUCCCGCAAGACCAAAGCUCUGCUCCAGAUGGUGCAGCAGUUCUCUGUUGACUUCGAGAAGUGCAUCGAGGGCUCCGGGGACCAGAUCGACACGGCCGAGCUGUCCGGCGGUGCCAAGAUCAACCGCAUCUUCCACGAACGCUUCCCCUUUGAGCUGGUCAAGAUGGAGUUUGACGAGAAGGAGCUCCGCAAGGAGAUCAGCUACGCCAUCAAGAACAUCCAUGGCAUCAGAACUGGUCUCUUCACCCCGGACAUGGCCUUUGAGACCAUUGUGAAAAGGCAGAUUGGGAAGAUAAAAGAGCCUUGCACCAAAUGUGUGGAUAUGGUCAUGUCUGAGCUAGUCAAUACGGUUAGACAGUGUACCAAAAAGCUGGCCCAGUACCCAAUGCUGAGAGAAGAGAUGGAGAGAAUCGUUACUCAGCACAUCAGAGACAGAGAGAGCCGCACUAAAAGCCAGGUGCUCCUGCUGAUCGACAUCGAGUUGUCCUACAUGAACACCAACCAUGAGGACUUCAUUGGCUUCGCCAAUGCCCAACAGAGGAUCAACCAGGUGAACAAGAAGAAGGCAGCUGGAAAUCAGGAUGAGAUCAUGCCGGAGAGAGGAAUUAACGAUCGGUUCAAGGUGAUCCGAAAGGGAUGGUUGACUAUCAACAACAUUGGAAUCAUGAAAGGCGGAGCCAAGGAGUACUGGUUUGUCCUCACCGCCGAGUCUCUGUCCUGGUACAAGGAUGACGAGGAGAAGGAGAAGAAAUACAUGCUGCAGGUGGACAACUUGAGGCUGCGAGAUGUCGAGAAAGGCUUCAUGUCCAGCAAGCACAUUUUCGCCCUUUUCAACACUGAGCAAAGAAAUGUUUACAAGGACUACCGUCAGCUGGAGUUGGCCUGCGAGAGUCAGGAGGACAUCGAUGCAUGGAAGGCCUCGUUCCUGCGAGCCGGCGUGUACCCUGAACGCGUCACGGACAAGGAAGGAAAGAGCGACACGGGUGACGAAAACGGCUCUGACGGUUUCAUGAACAGCAUGGACCCCCAGCUGGAGCGUCAAGUGGAGACCAUCCGCAACCUGGUCGACUCCUACAUGGCCAUCGUCAGCAAAACAGUCCGCGACCUGAUGCCCAAGACCAUCAUGCACCUCAUGAUUAAUAACUGUAAAGACUUCAUAAAUGCCGAGCUGCUGGCCCAGUUGUACUCGUGCGCCGACCAGAACACGCUGAUGGAAGAAUCUCAGGAGCAGGCGCAGCACCGCGACGAAAUGCUGCGGAUGUACCACGCCCUGCGAGAGGCGCUCCACAUCAUCGGCGACAUCAGCACGACCACUGUCUCUACGGCCAUGCCGCCGCCUGUGGACGACUCGUGGCUGCAGGUCCAGCGUGGCGGAUCUGGAGGAAGGUCUCCCGCCACCAGUCCGACUCCGAACCGCAGGGCGCCCCCGGGCCCCCCAGCUCGCCCUGGUUCUCGCGGGCCUCCUCCUGCCGGGGGACCCCCCGUACCGUCCCGGCCCGGGGCUUCUCCAGACCCUUACAGCGGGCUGCCGCCCACUGUGCCCUCUCGCCCCAACCGCGCACCCCCAAGUGUGCCCAGAAUGCUGCAUGGGAACACACACACACACACACAACUGAAACAGCGUGUGUUGCGUGAAUUUUCAGCAUUAACUCCCGAAAGAACUCAACUUAAUUGUUAGCCUCCUUUUUGCUGGUGUUAUGAUGUGUGUGAGAUGUACCAUUACACCCCAUCCGCCCUCUUUAGCAACCAUUUUAGAGAUGUCAACAACAACAAAAAAGAACUCCCUUAAAUAAUGCUGAUUUGUAAGGUGGUUAACCAAUAUUAGCUCCCGAGGCUAGUAGUGGUAGACUAAAAUUCUUUGCAAAUUGUUGAAUAAAAUGUCCAGUCUCUGGACCCCAGUUUUGGUGAAGCAUUACAAAUAUCUCGUGAUGAAUGAUGGAAAUCAUAAUUAUAGAAGAUAACAAUUUUUGUUGCUUAGCUUAGUUUAGUGUGGUGGCCAGGGCUAACCAACAAAUUAAAAAGAUUACUUUUUUUUUUUUUUCAUCUGAAUAAGAAUCAAAUGUCAUGUUGUGAGGUCUUACAAGAAGUCACAUACUAAACUUGGCCACGUUUUAGCUCAUUAAAGGCAUUUUAAGCUAAGUUAAGCUAAACUUAGCAAACCUUUCUAGCCAAACUAACAGCAUUUACUUGCUGGCUUGUAGAAAAAAUUUGAUUUAUACAGUGAUGUAUGUAUGUAUAUUUAUAGAUUGUAAAAGUUGGCCAGCGGUUUCCUUUAUUUGUAGCCUUAUAAGCUAAGCUUAACUUAAUGUUACCAAUUAGCUAUGGGCUACUGCCAGCAUCUACUGUAAAUGCUAGUUUGUAGUAAACAUUGUAGAAGUAUCAAGUAUAGGUACAGUAUACAGUACAAGAUGUAAAUUUUACCCAGUGGUUUCCUACAGUAAGGAACCUUCAAGCUAAUCUAUGCUAUGCUAACUAUCUUAAGUAUCAGCAUUUAUGUGCUAGUUUUUACAGUAGGAUGUUGGAAUCAUAGUGUUACAAGGUAAUACAGUAUGAUUUCAUACUGUACAUGUUAUAUUUUGGCCAGUGGUUUCCUUAGACCUCAAGCUAAAAUAAGCUAAGCUAUGCUAAUGAGCUGCUGCCAUGAACAGCUAACGCUUGGAGUGAGGGUUACCAAUGAUGGUUGUUGCGUUAUGUUCUUGAAUGAAAACCCACAGUUCCUCCCUGAGAUGUUGUCUUUCGAGCCUUUGAUAUUUCAACCCAUGGUGGCGCUCUAACCACUCCAAACAAGCCAACGUUAACCCCCGUGUGUGUGUGUGUGUGUGUGUCCCGCCCCCACCCUCUUUGUGUGUCCCCCGACAGUCGGAGACCCCCACCUUCUCCGACCCACUAGACCUCCAUGCUCCUCCUCCUUCUUCCCCUUCUUCGGUCCCUCCUCUUCGGGCCGACGGCGCCAUCUUCCUGUCUUCUGCGGCGGUGGCUCCAUCCUCCUGCUCGUACCGCCAACCCUCAAAUUACACUACCUGUUAACCAGACAGAUGCACAACAGCUAGACAUACCUGUUGCAUGGCCCCCUAAAACACACAGACCCCCUUAAAUUCAACUGUGAAUAUAUUAAAAACUGUGUAUGACCCAAGAUGCAUUUUUCAUAUUGUCAUACAUGCGUAAAGAUAAGUUAACCGCUGUAUCGUAAAACUAAAAUAAAGCAAAACUACUCACCUGACAUAGAUAGCUUAAUACCAGAUACAGAUGAAUACCAGAUGCAUGACCUAUUAAAACGCAGACUCUAUUAAAAUGAACUGUGACUAUAUUAUGUGUAUGACUCGGGUGGCAUUUUUAAGCAAACCAGUUGUCGUACACGCGAGAUGUUAACCACUGCGUCAUGACACUAAAAUAAAGCAAAACUACUCAUCCAGCAGAUGAAGGGAAAUUUCAAAUGGAAAGGGGACGGGACAGGAAGGCGUUUUGCAGGAGCGAUGCUGUCACGUUUUACUGGUAUAGCAGCAGAAUAAAAAUAUUUUGCUUCAUUGCUAUGCUGCUAUUUAUAUCACAUUUACAUUUUGUACUAAAAAAAAAAAAAAAAAAAAAAAGCUAAUUUUCAGCACAGUUAGCUUCUUCUGUCACUUUUACUAUAUGCUCGCCAUAUCCAUUCUGCAGCUACAUGCUAAUUACGUUAGCAUCCACUUUGUACAAAGUUCAUUUGUCUAUAUAAGAGCUAAAUUUGAUUUAAUUGUUUGUAUAGCAGGCAGAGAAGAGAGAGAAAACAUUCAUUUUCAGCACAGUUAACUUCUUCUGUCACUUUUAUGCUAGCCAUAUCCAUUCUGUGGCUACAUGCUAAUUGCAUUAGCAUCUGCUUGAUACAAAGUUCAUUUGUGUAUAAAAGUUUUAAAUUGGAUUAAAUUAAUUUAGAGCCCUUCCCGUAGUCCCUCUGAGCACCAUUUCUGGUUCUAUGGUUAUCAUCACACUUUUUCUCUGGGCCAUCACUGGUAACAAAACAAAAACACACACAGGCACACACACACAAGCCAAAGAAAAAGCAAAACAUGCGACGUUGGCUUGAUUGAGUCGAUGACCUUUAGUGUGACAUCAUCCUUGCUCUUACCGUAUAUGGUCGUCUCAUGCACUCUUUCUUUCUGAACAGCAGGCUGAAAAGGGGCCUAGGAGACAUCACACCCUUUUUUUUCAUCACUUCAUCCAUCAUCCAUCACUCACUCACUCUGCAUAUCUCACACAGAAGCUAUGCAAUGCAGGAACGCUCCUUCCCUCCCUCUCACUUUAUAGCACUAUUUUUGAUCCUCGGACGAAAGAAACUGUUACCUUAUCAAAGCGGGAUGUGAAUAAAAAGUGCAAUAUUGUAGCAUGUUUCUGUGCUUUCUGUGCCCCCCCCCCCCCCCCCCUCCAUUUAGAUUCCCUCCUUAACUGAUUUAUCUAUUUUAAUUUUUAGAUUUAAAAUUGAUGAUCUGCUCCAUCUUCUUCUGCUUUUUUUCGUUGUCAGUGGUCACGGGGGUGAGUGAGAGGAAUGCAUUCAAUGUACACGAUUCUCCUUCUGUUUGCUUUGCUCUCAAUUGUGCUGUGUUGUAUAUUUGGAGCCCUUCAAACCGGUGAUGUCGUCAAUCAAUCAAUAAAUAUAAAAUACACCCCGCUCACCCCGAGCAACCCCUGUGCAUCUCCACACCUGCAAAAACUUGCACCAUUACUUGUGAUUUACAGAUAGUUUGUGACGGGACAUAUCUUUACUGUUAUUCUGUAUAUAUGUGUUGUGCCCCUUACUUUUAUUUUUUUUAAAAAGCAGGGUCCCCACCCCCAAAUAUUUGUGACCCGGUUGCCAUUUUGGACUGGGACCCUCAGUUUGGGCAACCCUGCUUUCAUAAGCCGUGCAAUGUAUGAAGUUUGUGUAUUUAACUUAAAGACAUACUGUAUUGCAGUGAUAUAUGUAUAUGGAUUUCAGCGGAAUGUUUGAUACUGUGGUGUAGCAGAGAGAUUUUGUUUGAACCUCCCCCCCCCCUCCCCCCCCAACCAUGACUGCACCCUGCAGGACUGCUAUGACAUUGAUCACGUGCAGAAAUAAACUGCAGUGUACUGACAAGAGAUUCGUGUUCAUGUGUUGUUAAAAUGUUCUUCAAUAAAUACAAUAUACACCAA
Phycodurus eques (leafy seadragon) is the source of this 6320-nucleotide messenger RNA. RefSeq names its product dynamin 1a (gene dnm1a). Gene Ontology annotation, cellular component: cytoplasm; membrane; microtubule. The transcript has 23 exons. Bases 217 to 2859 code for a protein of 880 amino acids. Lineage: Eukaryota; Metazoa; Chordata; Actinopteri; Syngnathiformes; Syngnathidae. The record is from RefSeq and is a predicted model, not a curated record. Gene Ontology annotation, molecular function: microtubule binding; GTPase activity; GTP binding.